This is a messenger RNA of Capsicum annuum, 908 nucleotides long. RefSeq names its product vacuolar protein sorting-associated protein atg6-like. Lineage: Eukaryota; Viridiplantae; Streptophyta; Magnoliopsida; Solanales; Solanaceae. The record is from RefSeq and is a predicted model, not a curated record. The coding region runs from base 250 to 660 and encodes 136 amino acids. The transcript has 2 exons.
AUCAGCCCGACCCGACUUGCUAUUAGUGUAGGUUGGAUUACGAUUUUUGAGCCCAUUUAAAAUUGAGGCUUAUAAGCUCGGCCCAAGUUAGCUCGCUCGCCGUUGAGGCUUGAUCGAGGUAAAGUUGGGACGGUUCGUUAGACCAAAAGGCUAGUUAAUUAUUUAAAUUAAAAAUAGGGCAAACAAUAUAAAUUUCGAUACUGCGCCGCAUUCUUUGUGUUUCAAGCAGAACCCAUUUUCAGAUCUUUGAUGAUAAUGGAUCCAUCAAAGAAGCCUUUAACAAUUCCAGAAGCACUUUCCUUAUUGAAGGAAAAUCAGACAGUUAAAGAAAAAUAUUUCCCCUUUGUGGAAAGAAUUUUAAUGGAGCGUCAAAAAAGACAUGAGGAAGAACUAAAAGAAAGAGAAAAAAUGUAUACAAAUAUAUUGGAAAAGCUUGCUAAGGAACAUGAAGAGAAUGUCAAUAUGCUAAAUGAGACAAUUAAUAAAUUAAUGAAUGAGAUAAAUGCUAAUGAAGCUUAUUAUGAGAAGCAAUUCAGAGAGAUUUUGCAUAGUGUUUCUAUUUUGAAGGAAGCUGAUGAGAAAAAAAAUGCUGCAGAUUGCAAUGGUGAAUCAAAAAAUGAAGAUUUGAAGACGAACACACCUGGCUCAGCACAUCACUAAAUCCAUCCAGUUCAGCUGUUGGUGAGCCCCAACUACUCUGGAGGCCCAGUUUAGUAUUUUUACUUUCAGUUCAGUUAUUAAGGUCUGACAAGGCCUUGUCCUGAUAGACUUUAUUUAUUUUCUUAAAGAUUUCAUAGACAGAUGUAGCUGUCAGACUCAGUUGUAAUUCAUUCUUAUUUCGCAUGUCUUUGGAUUUCUAUAACUACUCUUUGAAAGUUCUAGUUUUAUGAAAUGAAUUUCCUUUAUUA